AUGAAUGCGGCUUCAAAUCUAUUUCCUUCUGCCGCUAUACUCCUCUGCCUUUGGCAUGCAAACAAGGCAGUCUUAGCUCGAUGUCAACCCAAGUUCCCAGAGGCUGAGGAGUGGAAGGAAUUCAACGAGUUCUGGCACUCGAUCAUUGGCUCACCGACGGAAGAUGAGUAUGCCAAGCGACUAGUCGAGUUUCAGCAGAGAUAUACCCCUGAGCACCUCGAUGAAGUGGGGUAUAUCAACGCUACAUGGCUUAACCCUUUCAAGGAGAAGCUUGUCCGCGCGUGGGUCGACCAGUCAAGUCAUUUUGGCAACACGGCUACCUCACGAGUGGAAGGUAUCCAUGCCCUCCUCAAGUCUUAUUUGAGAAGGUCGACACUCGACCUCUUCGAAGCUUGGAAAGCAAUUCGGCUUGCUGUUCUCAACCAACUAUCAGAGCUACAAGCACGCGAGCCUCUUCUGCUCAACGACUUCCAUUCGCACUGGCAUCUAAGACGCAAUGGGGCCCCACAGUUACUUCUUGAGCCUCGCCAGCGUACUGAGCCAAUUCAAGCGCGAAGCUCACUCCCAAAGUCGAGUACCAAGCGGGAGCCGAGCCACUUUGAGGUAGUGGAGGCUCAAGCAGCCCAACCGCGCCGGGCUCCAAGUCGAUGCACUAAGUGCAAUGGAAUUGGUCAUACGAGGACCUCAAAGGCAUGCCCUUUACGCGGGCCCCCAUUCACCCUCUCUGAAUUAGUCAUCAAGAUUGGAGUGAUUGUUCUGUGGCCAGCAGCGAAGGCGGCCCCACAACAUGUGCUGGGGGUCGACCAGCAGCACGGACCCCCUGGGUCUGGAAACCUCGCCAGCGCAGUGCCAGCUUUGCCGUUAACGUGCCCGGAAUGUUGUAACACGCAUCCACGCUGCGACCAACUGUCCGAUUCCAUCCGCCACAAUAUCCCCCCGUUUGGCCUGCCCGAGCCUCUCCCAACACAAACGUCGCGCACGGCCACUACUUUAGCGCAAACCCGUAACCUCUGUUCCUGCGUCAGAUCUGCGCCAACAACAUCAGCCGACACUCGAGCAUUUCACAAAGCCGCGACCGCCGCCAUGUCCGUCGAAAUCGACCCCGUGGAACUUGGGUUCCGCACUCCCAAGCAGUACUGUGUUCGGCCGAACUCGGGCCGCAUCGAGCCGGGGCAUGAGGUCGAGGUAUCCGUCCUCCUGCAGGCAAUGAAGCAGGAGCCGCCGUCCGACGCCAAAUGCCGUGACAAGUUCCUCGUUCAGUCCGUCACGAUCACCGCCGACAAGGAAUUCACAAACGUGACACAGAUUUGGGAUGGAGUAGAGAAGUCGGCCGUUCAAGAAAAGAAGAUCCGGGUCGCCUGGCUUCCGCCACACGAAGGGCCUUCUCAGCCCGUCGCUACCCCUAUUCGGCAGACGGCUACGAAUGGGUUCGACGCUACCCCUGACACCGCACCGCCGCCCGCCUAUUCCUCCCCGCAGGACGACACCACCGUCCUCGAGGACACCACCGCGAUUUCCUACCCCGAGCAGGACGAACCCCCCCACGAGCCCGAGUCCACACAAGCCACCCAGGCAACAGCCUUCGCCGGCCCCUCCGCCGUUGCAGGCAGCGUCCGAUCCGCCGCGACCGAAACCUACGAGGAGCUCAAGGAGCGGCUAGCCAAGGCGGAAGCGACCGCCGCCUCCCUCAAGAACGAACUGGCCAGCGGGCUCCGGCAGCGCAAGACAGGGAACAGGUCAGAGGACAGCAGCAGCGCGGGGGUGCCGAAGCUCGCACAGGCCGAAAGGCAAUCGUCGCGGGGCACCGAGGGCGUGCCCGUCGGGAUCGUGGCGUUCCUCUGUCUCGUGAGCUUUCUGUUGGGGUAUAUCUUCUUCUAG
Molecule: messenger RNA, 1878 nt
Organism: Chaetomium globosum CBS 148.51
Lineage: Eukaryota; Fungi; Ascomycota; Sordariomycetes; Sordariales; Chaetomiaceae
Exons: 8
Coding region: 1-1878 (625 amino acids)
Biological process (GO): endoplasmic reticulum membrane organization
Cellular component (GO): plasma membrane; endoplasmic reticulum membrane
Molecular function (GO): FFAT motif binding
Source: RefSeq, a predicted model, not a curated record